Messenger RNA from Paramormyrops kingsleyae, 1284 nucleotides. NCBI's taxonomy places the organism in Eukaryota, Metazoa, Chordata, Actinopteri, Osteoglossiformes, Mormyridae. The record is from RefSeq and is a predicted model, not a curated record.
AUAUACGCUUAGCAAAACACCAUGGCAACAAGAAAAAGGGGAUUUCAGUCACCUUCGAUAAAGAAUCAAGGAAAAAAACCUUGUAACAGCGCGUGUGGUAUUUAUGAUCGACCUGUUUCUCUAGGUGGGUUCACAGAUGACUCAAAAAGUCUAGAGAAGUGUCGACCCGAAGGAACCAUCUGCGGUAAAUCUUAUUAUGGACUCCAAAACCUGAGGGCCACAUGCUACUUGAAUGCAGUGCUGCAGACACUAUUCAUGACCAAGCAAUUCAGGGAGGCUGUGGAGAGCUUAAAACCGAGUACAACUUUUGAAGAUCAUUUAAAAAAGUUAUUUCAAAAGUUAAAGAAAGGCACUGCAGUUGUGGAAGAUGGUCUUCUAAUAAAUCUUGGCAUCACAAAUAAAUAUGAACAAGAUGCUGCAGAAUACUUUCAGAAGAUUGUGAGUUUAUGCAGCUUUACCAAGAUCUAUCAUGGAGAACUUAAAUAUUCUACCAAGUGCCAGAAGCAUGGACAUGAAAGUGAACCAGAAUGCAGCUCAUUUGUGAUUCUGCCACUGGCUAUUGAAUCGCAUCACAGCUACAAUGUGAUGGAUGGUUGGAAGCAGUUCUUCAAGCCCUCAGUUCUGAAUGGUGAUAAUCAGCUGUACUGUGACGUUUGUGAAAAGAAGACAGACACAGAAACAGAAUGUGAAUUAGUGAGUUACCCUGAAGUCUUAACCUUACAACUGAAGAGGUUUGACUUUGACUACAACUACAUGAUGUAUAUGAAGAACAACUGCAAAGUGGAAAUUCCCCUUCAGCUACAAGUCAGUCAGGAGCUCUAUAAGCUCUAUGCUAUAAUUGAACAUAGAGGUUCUGUGAAAUCUGGACAUUACUACACCAUCAUCAAGUCAUUUCAGGAUGGAAAUUGGUACCAUUUUAAUGACAGCUGGGUCACUCAAGUUAGCCCCAAGAUAGUCGAUGAGAACAUCAUCACGUCUGAACAUGCCUACAUGCUGCUGUACACAAGACGAGUCAGUGGUUCUGCUGAAAGCUGCACCGAUGAAAGACACAAAGUUUCUGGUAAAAGUAACGGUAAGAAUGAAGGAGAGGAGCUUGGUGAAAAUGAUGUUGCCACUCUUAACAAAGGAGGCCAUUUGGAUGUGGAUGCUGCCAGAGGAUUUCAAAAGGUUGAUGGACACAAAAGAGGCCCUAAGGAAAUAUAUAACUCCCGGACCGGAUACCGGGACCCCACCCUGGAGCUAGGCCUGGGUGUGGGAGCCUGCUGGUCAGGCCUUUACCCAUGA